Chelonia mydas (Green sea turtle) is the source of this 1421-nucleotide messenger RNA. RefSeq names its product troponin T2, cardiac type (gene TNNT2). Gene Ontology annotation, cellular component: troponin complex. Lineage: Eukaryota; Metazoa; Chordata; Testudines; Cheloniidae. The coding region runs from base 173 to 1042 and encodes 289 amino acids. Gene Ontology annotation, molecular function: troponin I binding; troponin C binding; tropomyosin binding. The record is from RefSeq and is a predicted model, not a curated record. The transcript is spliced from 20 exons. Gene Ontology annotation, biological process: regulation of muscle contraction; cardiac muscle contraction; sarcomere organization.
CAUUCCAAACCCUGCCACACUCGCGUUCCUCCAAUCAGGCGUCUGGCCUGGGGGUGGGCUUCGGAGCCCUGUUAAAGCCUCACUCUUCCCAAGUGCAUUUCACAGACGCUGUGCCAGCUGCCACUUGGCUGCGAGGGACCUCACCUUUUCCCUGGGCGAGAGCUAACUGAAAAUGUCGGACAUCGAAGAAAUCAUCGAAGAAUAUGAAGAGGAACAGGAAGAGGAGUAUAUUGAAGAAGAAGAAGAAUGGCUAGAGGAGGAAGAUGACCACAAAGAGCACGCAGAACAACUAGAAGAGGCUGAGGAAACCCCAGCAGAAGAACACAAAGAUGAAGCUAAAGAAAAAGAAGGUGGUGAGGGGGAGCACGAGCAGGAGUCUGGGGAAGGGGAGUCAAAGCCAAAGCCCAAUUCCACCCUUUCGAGUGUCGCCAGGCUCUUCAUGCCAAACUUGGUGCCUCCCAAGAUCCCGGAUGGGGAGAAAGUGGACUUUGAUGACAUUCACCGCAAGCGCAUGGAGAAGGAUCUGAACGAGUUGCAGGGCCUGAUCGAUGCCCAUUUCGAGAACAGGAAGAAAGAGGAAGAGGAGCUGAUCUCACUCAAGGACCGAAUAGAGCAUCGGCGAGCGGAGCGGGCGGAGCAGCAGCGGAUCCGCAGCGAGCGGGAGAAGGAGCGCCAGGCCCGCAUGGCUGAAGAGAGAGCCCGCAGAGAGGAAGAGGAGGCCAGGAAGAAGGCGGAAGAGGAUGCCAGGAAGAAGAAGGCUUUCUCCAACAUGCUGCAUUUUGGGGGCUACCUGCAGAAGACAGAGAAGAAAAGUGGGAAGAAACAAACGGAGCGGGAGAAGAAGAAGAAGAUCCUCAGCGAGCGGCGGAAGCCUCUGAAUAUCGACCACCUGAACGAAGACAAGUUGAGGGACAAGGCCAAGGAGCUGUGGCAGAGCAUCCACGACCUGGAGGCUGAGAAAUUCGAGCUGCAGGAAAAGUUCAAGCGGCAGAAAUACGAGAUUGUCACGCUCACUGCUCGCUGCGAUGAGCUAAGCAAGUAAUUAAUGUUCUCCGAAACCGAAUUAGCGAUCACCAGAAGGUCAAAGGCUCGAAGGCUGCCCGUGGGAAGACCGUGGUUGGCGGCCGAUGGAAGUAGCACCCGUCGGAUGGGCACGAGGCAGAGAGGAGAGGCCCAAGCACGGAGCGGUGCAUUCCUGUUUGGUCAGCCAGCUGGAUUCCGUUUUACCACAGAUCCUGCACGAACCCACCCGCCACCCCAAAGGACACAAACCCGUUGUGCUUGCACAGCUCUCACUGCAGGGGCAGCGCUGUGUGUGUGUGGAGCAAAUGCUUUGCUAGGUCAGUGCUGCUCGCUCUUUUCACCGAACCCCGGGAUGCUACUGUGUCUGUAAAUAAAGAGCAUCAGAAAGGGAGAUGUGC